Cordyceps fumosorosea ARSEF 2679 is the source of this 1389-nucleotide messenger RNA. Its product is annotated as D111/G-patch. Gene Ontology annotation, molecular function: nucleic acid binding. NCBI's taxonomy places the organism in Eukaryota, Fungi, Ascomycota, Sordariomycetes, Hypocreales, Cordycipitaceae. The coding region runs from base 1 to 1389 and encodes 462 amino acids. The record is from RefSeq and is a predicted model, not a curated record. Gene Ontology annotation, cellular component: precatalytic spliceosome. Gene Ontology annotation, biological process: mRNA cis splicing, via spliceosome. The transcript has 3 exons.
AUGGCUGCGCCGCCUCCACCGCCUCGCGGCCUCUCCCUCUACGAGAACCUCCACGACCCCAACAACCCGGCCCCUUCAUCGACCGUCUCCUCCGCCCCCGUCCUCUAUAACCAAGCAAGCACCGCUUCCGCCCCCGUCAAGAAGCCCAUUGACCCUGCGCUGCGCUUCCAACCCACGCGCCGUCCCCAACCCGCCAAGCCCAAGCCCAAGACCUCCUCAUCCUCCGCCAUCCCCAAGCCGUCUCCCGCCGCACCAACACAACAACAACAACAACAACAACAACAACCCCCUCCUCCUCCUCCGUCCGCCGAAGGCCCCGUCGCAGCAGACAACUCCGCCGCCGCGGUGCCGGUCGCGAAGAGCACGCUCGCGGACUGGGCCGCCACCGAGGAGGACGAGUGGCUCUACGGCACCGGCGAGAAGCGCCAGCGCGGCGGUCGCAAGGCCCGCAAGAAGCGCCAGCAGCAGCGGGAGCAGGAACCGUCGCGGACCGACUGGGACGACGUGUACGACCCGGCGCGGCCGACCAACGUGGACGAGUACCUGCGCAGCGACGAAAAGGUCGACGAGGUGCGCGAAUGGAAGGCGCUGCUGCACCGGCACCGUCGCAAGGGCAAGGCGCUGGACAGCGAGCCGUCGUCGGACGAGGAGGACGAGAGAGCAGCCAUGCGUCCUAAUAGUCAAUUCGCCCCUCCGCCAUCCUACACGACCGUCCCUCCACCUCCAUCCUCACCUCCUCCAACAUCGGCCGCCGCGCCACCACCACCGCCUCCUCCCGACGAUGCCUCCGGCGACGACGCAUACGCCCGACGUCUCGGCAUGUCCUCCCAAGCAGCCCCUCCUCCCCCUCCUUCCUCCGCCAGCACCAUACCCGCCGCCCCCGUCCUAUACAACACCACCACGGCACCUCCUCCACCACCACCAUCCUCCUCCUCAGAGCAGCGAUCCAGCCGCCCCGGCCAGGCCGGCUUCGCCCAUCGCCUCAUGUCCAAGUACGGCUGGACCUCCGGCAGCGGCCUCGGCGCCGACGCCUCCGGCAUCGUCAACCCCCUCCGCGUGCAAGUCGAGAAGCGCCGGCGCAAAGCCGACGCCGACGGCGGCGGCUGGGCCGAGCCCGCCAACAAGGCCAAGAUCAUCGGCGGUACGCGGCGCAACGACGGCGGCGGCAGCUCGGAGCAGGGGCUCAGUGACGUGGUCGUGCUGCUCAACAUGCUCGACAACAUGCCGGACCUGGCCGCCGAGGUCGAGGACGGGUUGGGGCAGGAGAUUGGCGAGGAGUGCGGCGAAAAGGCCGUCAGCGAACUGCAGGGACGGGUUUUUAACGGGAACACAAUCACGCCCAAGUAUUAUGAUAGCGAUGCUUUUGACAGAGGCGUCUACAACAAAUAG